AUGGCGGACGCCGGCAGUGGGUUACGAAAGUUUACCACGGAUUUGUCACUAUACGAAAAAGGAAGACCAGAAUACACUCAAGAAUCUGUUCGAUUUCUCCUUAAUCGUGUCGGUGUACUGCCCUGGGACAGGAAGGAGCCCAUAAAACUUUUAGAGAUUGCCUCUGGAACUGGAAAAUUUACGCGAGCUAUGGUUAAGGAGUUAGAGGCAGAGAGAGCUAACGUGGAAGUCAUUGCCAGUGACUCUCAGGAGGUGAUGUGUGACACGUUCCGAAAACUUGUCCCUGGAAUCGAGGUGCAUCACUUCCCGGCAGAGAAAAUCGGUGAGGCACAAUCCACGCCAUCAUGAUGUUUGACUCCCUCUUGACCUUCUAACAAAUUAUGUCGAAAAGAACCCAUUGCAGCGAGUUAUCCAUUUCUCGGUUUACUACAUAAGAGAAGCCCUCCCUUGUUUUUUACUUAGAAUUUGACUUAUCUCUUUAUUCCUAAGAGCGGUCGUAAAUAUACCCAUACAGGCUCUUAUAAUUUCGCAAGAACUGGAGCUUGGGCCACCUGUGCACGCACACACUUUGAUCUCUAACAUGCGAAACACUAAAUUUUGUAUGUGGAGAGCAGCGAGUCAAAUCAAUCACGUUAUCCCUAUUCCUUGGGAGGACUUUGAAUUUUCUCUUUUUGUCACACUCGAGAUGAUACCAAAAACACCUUUCGUAAUUUUUUUUUUUUACAGAGUUUGUUUGACGCGAGAAAAGGUCUUCAAAUUUGUAACCCAUCCUCAGAAGGAUGUUCUGCCAGUGUUAAUUUUGUUCCUUCCUGGUCUUUGGUUGUAUAUCAUAUUAUCUUCCACUUGCAGUUUGGAACAUACACAUACCAGCUUGUUUUAUCAUACAAGAUAAUUGAUCGGCUUUUAACUGUCACAUGCUACUGCCCCCCAUAGCCACACCUCUACCAGGUUAGAUAGUGUGAUCUUGCAAAAUGUACCCCAUAAGAAAAACUGGCAAUUUCUUAAUGCUUGAACUUUGGAAAAUAUAGUAAGUUUUGAGAGUUAGAGGCCAUAAUAUUUGUAAAUAUAAUUUAAUUUAAUGGUGAUAACUAUUUCAAUUUUUUCUGCAUUAACCUCAUCUUAUUAGAAAGAGGAUGUUGAGGAUAAAUGUUUUGAUAAAUGUCACAGUUUAAACCAGUCAAAAGCAUGGUGAAAACAGUGGCAAAAGUUGCACCCUCUUGCAUUCUCCUUUUCAGUGCUACUUUUCUUGUCUGAAUCACUCCUUUGUCUUGUGUUAAACUUUCAGCUCUGCCAGAUGAAAGCAUUCCAGUUAUAAUUUGUGCACAAUCAUUUCACUGGUUUGCCAGUGAAAAGUCUGUUGCUGAGAUUUGUCGUGUUCUUAAACCUGGAGGCAAGUAUGGCAUGAUUUGGAACCAUAGAGAUUUUUCUGUUCCAUGGGUGAGAGCUAUGCAAGAUAUAGUCAAUCCAUUUGUGAGACAAAAAGAUAUGCCACCUGAUCCUAGAGAACUAAAAUGGAUGGAAAGUUUAAAUGGCUCUGGCAAAGUUACCUCAGUAGAAAGGGACAUUAGCUGUAGAACAUACCUGGAAGGAGACAUUGAUAAGAUAGUGUCUGUGAUCAUGUGUAUCAGUGCAAUCAGCCAGAGCAGCAAAGAAAAGAGAACAAUAGUUGAAUCUAAGAUUAGAGAUAUUCUGAUCAACCACCCUGAUCUAAAAGGGACACAAAUUUAUAAGCUACCUUAUAUCACAGAUAUCUGCUGGUGUACUAAAAAAUGAUAAAUCUCCAUGAUUUUAGUUAGGGUUUGCAAAAUAUUGACUUAAGGAACAAUAGACCAGCAACUUCAGGCAUAUAAAGAAAUUUGAAAGCUGAAGUGCUUUGGUGGAAUAAAGUGCAAUAUUAAGUAAAUGACUUUUCAGUACUCAACUUGAAUGUAUAAGAGCUAUUAAGAAGCCCCUGUUUUGUCAUUUAUUUACAAGGAAGGCUAACAGCCUUUGGAUUAUUCAGAUUAUAUGAUGUUGAUUAUCUUGGUCUCAAAUUCUCAUAUAGUAAUUUAGUUCAAAGCAAAUGUAUUGAAAGGUAAUCAGUUAACGACAACAACUAGGAUAUGUUAGAAAGUGGAU
Messenger RNA from Pocillopora meandrina, 2118 nucleotides. Lineage: Eukaryota; Metazoa; Cnidaria; Anthozoa; Scleractinia; Pocilloporidae. The record is from the annotation of a GenBank genome assembly.